Oldenlandia corymbosa var. corymbosa is the source of this 477-nucleotide messenger RNA. The record is from the annotation of a GenBank genome assembly. Lineage: Eukaryota; Viridiplantae; Streptophyta; Magnoliopsida; Gentianales; Rubiaceae.
AUGAACGUUCAUGUGCUCCAGGAACCAAACAAAGAUGGUAGGCACCUGGUUUACACAGCAUUAAGUGAAGCCAAUGUGAAAUCGGAAACUAACAAAGAAGAGAGCCGCAAGCAGGUUGGUUCUGAUGCAGUUUGUGGUCCUGCCAUCUCCAACUCAGUUUUCAUACGGUUCGGCAGUCAGCUUGAGGUAAGAUGCGACCAGCCAAUUACUUUUCCAUUGAUUUUUCAUGGUCAAGGCAAGAAAGACAGUAAGGAGAAUGAUUCGGAUAUAGUCAGUAGUGCUACCAUGGAAAAUCCAGUUCUUAAACGAUUUGGCAGCCAGCUUCAGGUUCCGCAUAACAAGAUGGUUACUUCUGUAAUGAGUUCUCAAGUCCAAAAUGUUGGGAAGCGAAAAAUCAGCAGUACUUCUAGUUCUCCUAUUUCAAAUGGAGUUUUGGUGGACUUAUAUGAUUAUGCCUGGGGUUUUAAGGCCCUAUAA